Molecule: messenger RNA, 1496 nt
Organism: Bufo gargarizans (Asiatic toad)
Lineage: Eukaryota; Metazoa; Chordata; Amphibia; Anura; Bufonidae
Gene: EIF2S2
Product: eukaryotic translation initiation factor 2 subunit beta
Exons: 9
Coding region: 168-1169 (333 amino acids)
Biological process (GO): formation of translation preinitiation complex; translational initiation; formation of cytoplasmic translation initiation complex
Cellular component (GO): eukaryotic translation initiation factor 2 complex
Molecular function (GO): mRNA binding; translation initiation factor binding; translation initiation factor activity
Source: RefSeq, a predicted model, not a curated record
GUCACGGUCCCCAGUACGCGUGCGCACAGGCGUGUGAGUGUCUGAAGCUGAUGUAAGAGCAGAGACCGGGUUGAAGCGAACGUGCAGCAGAGCUCACACCGGUACCGUGUAUAGACUGCUUUCGGUAGCCCACAGCGGAGGCAGCCCCGCCGGGAAGUGACGCCAUUAUGUCUGGAGACGAGAUGAUUUUCGACCCCACCAUGACCAGGAAGAAAAAGAAGAAGAAGAAGCCCUUCAUGUUGGACGAAGAAGGGGGUGAACAGCAGGUGGAAGAGACACAGGUCCCUGAAACUAAAGAGGUGGAACCAGAACCUGUGGAAGAUAAGGAAUGGGACCUGGAUGAAGAGUCUUUUAAGAAAAAAGAUGCACCCGAUGAUCUGGAUGACUUAAAUUUCUUUAAUCAGAAGAAGAAGAAAAAGAAAACUAAAAAGUUUGACCUGGAUGAAGCAGAGGAAGGUGUUAAGAAUCUGAAGAUAGAGGCUGAGGUUCAGGAUGCCUCGGAGUCCCAAGAGGAUGACUUGGAAUUCAUGUUGACCAAGAAGAAGAAAAAGAAAAAUGUUAAGUUCCCGGAGGAUGAUGACACCAUUGAUAAAGACGAAGCCUUUGAAGAGGAAGACAACAAAAAAGAUGAUGGAAUUUCCUUUAGUUCACAACAUGGACCUGCAUGGGCUGGCACUGAAAGGGACUACACAUAUGAUGAGCUUCUUAACAGAGUUUUUAACAUAAUGCGUGAGAAAAAUCCAGACAUGGUAGCUGGAGAAAAAAGAAAAUUUGUCAUGAAGCCUCCCCAAGUCGUCCGAGUAGGCACAAAGAAGACUUCGUUUGUGAACUUUACAGAUAUUUGCAAACUAUUACAUCGUCAACCGAAACAUCUGCUGGCUUUCCUAUUAGCUGAAUUGGGUACAAGUGGCUCUAUAGAUGGUAACAACCAGCUAGUCAUUAAAGGUCGAUUCCAGCAGAAACAGAUAGAGAAUGUUUUGAGAAGAUACAUUAAGGAAUAUGUGACUUGUCACACCUGUCGGUCGCCAGACACCAUCCUGCAGAAGGACACCAGAUUAUAUUUCCUGCAGUGUGAAACCUGCCAUUCUCGCUGUUCUGUGGCUAGCAUCAAAACUGGGUUCCAGGCUGUCACGGGCAAGAGAGCACAACUUCGCGCCAAAGCCAACUAAGCCGGCCUGUCCACUGGGUUGGAUUUUACAAGUGCUGUUUAUGGAUCCUGGGGCACAACCUGACAGUCAGGGAGUGAUAACCCUUUAUAUUGUAAAGAAUGAUGUGAGACUGGGCAAGAAAAUAUUGGCUUUAUUUUUUUUGUUUUUUUUUUCUUUAUGCGCAAGGAAUUUCUAAAUUUCAACAGAGAAGCUGAUGGUUUGAUAAUCGCAUCACUUGCAGAAAAUGUUUUACCAGCUGUCUUGAGGAUAAAGGGGAAGAAUUUGCAUUUUUAACCAGACUUCUGUAAAAUGCAAAAGUACAUUAAAGUUAUAACAUUCACAGAAAAA